UGCGAAGUUCCUGGGAAACGAAAAAGCGUGAGUUGAGUGCGUUGAACAACAAAUAUCGCAAUGGAAUUGGAAAGAUUGUGAGUUGACAACAGCCAAAGGUUCGUUCUGUUAUUCCGUUUCUCCAUCUAUUCAGGUAUCUGUUCUCCUUCUUUUCCUGGGUGUUACAAGAAGAGCUUCUUCUUGGUUUCUUUUUGCUAUCUGAAUUCACGUAGUAUCUGUCCUUUUCAGUACCGUUGGGGAUAGUUUUGGUUUUGCGGGGGAGGGGGUUUGUAGGGACCGAAUAAAGUCUCCUGAUAGAACUCGUGCAACUGGAAAGGCUGCGUUGGAGGUUGGGAGAAGGGACGAGAAGGGAAGAGAAGGAUGCGUCAUUGGGGUUCUCAUGGGUUGCGGGGAUGCGUUGUUCGCUGGAUUGCGUGGCCCGGAGUCUGCAGAAGAGGGGGUGAGGAGAGAGAUUUUUCCGGAGAUCGGUUUGCCAUAUGGGCCCUUUGUGGGUUUCUGAAGAUUUCUCUUUGGGGAUCCAACACUCUACUUGAGGAGAAUUUGAAGUUGGAACGGCUUGCGGUGGACGAUCCGAGUAGGGGAGAUUUGACUGUUGUGUGCACUUGUCUAUCAGACUUGUUCCCGUGGUAUGUGGGUGCAGGGACCUGCUGGCCCACAAUUUAUUGUUUUUCGGUACGGUAUAUCCUCAUGAAAAUACCUUAACUUAUCGUUUUCUAUUAAGCAAUAUAUACCAUCAUUCAUUGCGCUCACACAGAACACAGACGAAUUCUCACAAAGCUGGGGAGCAAAAGCUUUAAUCGGGGUCCAAGGGAUCAAUUUUUA
This is a messenger RNA of Tuber aestivum (summer truffle), 822 nucleotides long. Lineage: Eukaryota; Fungi; Ascomycota; Pezizomycetes; Pezizales; Tuberaceae. The record is from the annotation of a GenBank genome assembly.